Molecule: messenger RNA, 1974 nt
Organism: Oncorhynchus masou masou (cherry salmon)
Lineage: Eukaryota; Metazoa; Chordata; Actinopteri; Salmoniformes; Salmonidae
Product: heterogeneous nuclear ribonucleoprotein A1-like
Exons: 11
Coding region: 144-1262 (372 amino acids)
Biological process (GO): mRNA splicing, via spliceosome
Cellular component (GO): catalytic step 2 spliceosome
Molecular function (GO): mRNA 3'-UTR binding
Source: RefSeq, a predicted model, not a curated record
GAUCACUAUUAUGUUGUUCAUUCUGAUCACAGCAGUGCUGUUGAGUCUCUAGGCUAGCACAGCUUACGCUAGCUUUGGCAAUAGCUCUCGCAUGAAUUAGCUCGUUUCUAUUUACGGUCGAACUAAAUAUAUAUUUUUAAAGAAUGUCGAAGGAGUCUCCCCGUGAGCCGGAGCAGCUCCGCAAGCUCUUCAUUGGUGGGCUGAGUUUCGAGACCACCGACGAGAGUUUGCGGACUCAUUUUGAAAGAUGGGGAUCCCUCACAGAUUGUGUGGUAAUGAAAGAUCCAGUCACAAAGAGAUCGAGGGGCUUUGGCUUUGUCACUUACAGCUCUGUGGAUGAAGUUGAUGCAUCAAUGGAGGCUCGUCCUCAUAAGGUUGAUGGCCGCCAAGUGGAGCCCAAGAGAGCGGUGUCCAGAGAGGAUUCCUCAAGGCCAGGUGCUCACACCACUGUGAAGAAGAUCUUUGUGGGUGGCAUCAAGGAGGACACAGAGGAGCAUCACCUUAGGGACUACUUUGAUCAAUUUGGCAAGAUCGAAGUCAUCGACAUCAUGACUGAUAGGACCAGUGGGAAGAAGAGGGGGUUUGCCUUUGUUACAUUUGAUGAUCAUGAUGCAGUCGAUAGGAUUGUCAUCCAGAAGUAUCAUACAGUGAAUGGUCACAACUGUGAAGUGAGGAAGGCUUUGUCAAAGGAAGACAUGAACCGGUCCGGGCCAAGAGGUGGAAACUUUGGUAGAGGUGGAGGAUAUGGAGGUGGUUUCGGUGGAGGGAGAGGAGGAGGUGGAGGAGGAUAUGGUGAUAACGAUGGAUACAAUAACUAUGGAGGCAAUGGUGGCGGCUAUGGUGGGGGUCCCGGCGGGUAUGGUGGUGGCAACCGGGGCUAUGGCGGAGGUGGCGGCGGUGGUUAUGGUAACCAGGGUGGCAGCUAUGGAGGAGGAGGAGGAUACGACAACUACAACAAUGGAGGUGGUGGUGGUGGAAGCUACAGAGGUGGUAACUACGGAGCUAGUAGUGGUGGUGGGAGCAGCAGUGGAAGUGGUGGUGGUGGUGGUGGAGACUACAAUGACUUUGGCAAUUACAACAGCCAGUCGUCCUCCAGCUACGGCCCAAUGAAAGGAGGCAGUGGCUAUAGUGGCGGUAGUGGAGGGGGCCGGAGCAGCGGCCCAUAUGGUGGUGGUGGUGGUGGUGGUGGUGUUGGUGGUGGUGGUUACGGAGGAGGCUCCGGUGGUGGAUAUGGAGGGGGCUCCGGAGGUCGAAGGUUCUAGGUUCUGAGGCUACAGUACUUAGGAGAGGAGAGCCAGAGAGGUGACAGGGAAAGGAAGCAGCAGGUUUACCCCCUAGAUCUGCUCAGCCAAGCACAGUUGUGGCAGGUUUACAUCUGCCACAUGAAGAGAAAUGUACAGUAGAAAAGGAAAAAUCAUGUGGAGAGGGAGGGAGGGGAAUGGGUGGGUCCUUUUCAAACCGUUCUUGUCAAAUGCUUCCCAGCAGGAUUAUAUGAUUUUGUAGUUUUGCUGUUUUUGUCUUUGAAGUGUAAAGCAUUCCACUAAGGUUUUAUGUAGGUAUUUUGAUUUUCCCCGCACCUAUAGGGUGUUUUUAAGAUGUAACCGCCACCAAAUCAAGAUUAAAUAAACUGCUUUUCAGUUUUGUUUUUUUACAUUGUGUAUUUUGAUUGAUGGGUUCCUGUUGAUUAUGUUACAUGAGAUGAGUAGUCCUCAACAGAUGAGUAGAUGGUAUGAAGUGUAAUUGGAAUAUCCUCAGAGUACUUUCGUUAUGUUCCAUAUUCAGUAUCAAAGCAUGUUAUUGUUUAGAAAAGUGCAUUUUUGUUUAGAUAGUUUACCUCAAUGCCUUUGGUGAAAAUACCCUGCUUGCAUACAGAGGUCAAAGGCCUUUGUGCUUCUGGGCCGCCGGGCCGGUUUCUCCCCUAAAGUUUAGCAUUGUUGCCACUGGACAAAAUAAAAGUUUGCUUAAUGGCUUUUC